Molecule: messenger RNA, 1095 nt
Organism: Protomyces lactucae-debilis
Lineage: Eukaryota; Fungi; Ascomycota; Taphrinomycetes; Taphrinales; Protomycetaceae
Product: RNA polymerase III transcription factor TFIIIA
Exons: 1
Coding region: 1-1095 (364 amino acids)
Cellular component (GO): nucleus
Source: RefSeq, a predicted model, not a curated record
AUGAAGCGAGCUCGGGAAGCUUCAGAGGAGGUUGCAAGCUCAGAUAGCUGCUCUAGAUCUGCCCACUCCUUGGCGAAACCGUUUGUAUGCAGCCAUGAUGGAUGUGACAAACGCUACAAUAAGCGCGCCAAGCUUGCCGACCAUCAACGAACGCAUACAGGCGAACGACCCUUCAGUUGCGAUGCAGUUGGAUGCAACAAGUCAUUCUAUCGAAAGGCACACCUGCAGGCGCAUGCGCGGUCGCAUCUGCCGAAAGAAGAGCGGCCUUUUGAGUGUCCGCGGGAGGACUGUCAGAAACGCUUCACAACCAAUCAACAUCUUCGUCAGCAUGCUGAGCUACAUCUGCGUCCGUCUCUCUACAGGUGUGGGCACUGUGAGCAGUCUUUUCACAAGCAUCAUCAAUUGAAGCGCCACGUUGGAGAGGUGCACCUACAAACAAAAUCUUGGCCAUGCCUGAUCUCAGGUUGUGGCAUGUCUUUCCACUACGAGUCGAUCCUGAUCAAGCAUGCCAAGCGUGUUCACAACCCAGACAAGCGUUACGCUUGUGGCACAGAUGGGUGCGAUGAGGUCUUCGGCAAGUGGUCUUUACUACAGAAGCACGUCAACCACGAGCACAAGCUCGUGUGUAGUAUUUGCAAGAAGCAGUUCACAGAUCAUCAAGCGUGGAAGUUACAUUGCGAGACGCAUGAACUUCCGCUAGAGGAGCGAAGGAAGUUUGCGUGUCAUGUGCACGGCUGUUCCAAGCGUUUCACAAAAGCUCAUGCUCGCAAGAGGCAUAUCGAAGUGGCCCACGAAAAUGCUCGACAUUUUGCUUGCGACCAGUGCAGCAAUCAAUUUGCGCACAAAAAGACAUUGGAAGCCCACGUUGAACGCCAGCAUUCUGGUAUGAUCAUUGCUCAACCAAAAAAGCGUCAAAAGAAAGUCAUUUCGAUCGUGAGCCAGCUCACUGGACUUCACUAUGAAUUAGGUCGUCACCUUCCCUGCCCGCAUGCUGCAUGCCAGUAUCGAUUCUCAAGAAACUACGACUUGGACAGGCACCUCUCCAGCUAUCACGCUACUGUACCUGCCACACAAGCACCCGAUAUCACGACUUGA